AUGGGAUUCUGGCAUGUCAUUCUGGCUGUGGCAUCUGCGGCCUGGUCCAUUGAAGAAGUGGAAAUCUCCGUUGAUGCUGGCGAGAUUCAGCUUCCACUGACCUGGCGCCCCGCGCUCGAUGACGUCAGCAAGUUGACUCGGGCGUUUCUACGCGCAAAUGGUCUUGACACAUCGCGUCUCAAUGCGAUUGUACGAGACCUGAAAGUGAAGCGCGCAUGGGAUGUGGUCUUCGGUUCUUCCUUCAACCACUCCGUGCCCACCUCAAGCUCAACGUCCUAUCUUCAUUUGAGCGGGAGCCAAAUGCCUUUGAGGGGAGCCAUGGUGACUCGAGCAGUGAAGCCCAGUGAAGGAGCGGUCUUAGCACUUCAUAUGGGCCAUGAUGCCAGCAUGGCGGUGAGCUACCGGGGACGCGUGCAAUGCGUCUUGGAGCUGGAGCGGCUCUUCGGCCAGCGAUAUUACCGGCCGCCUCUGAGCGAUCCAGCUCAAUUUCAAGCCAGCUGGAAUCUGGCAUUUGAGAAAGUCCAGACACGAUGUGUUUUUGAAGAUGGAUGGCCCUUGCGUUUUGAACAUGCGGUUCUCGUUGCGCCUCCAGUACAUGAGACUGAGCAAGCAAUGUUGAUCAUGGCAGCAGAGCAAUUCUUCAGCAUCGAGAAGUGGCACUUGGUUGAUCAUCAUGAAGCACAUGCUCUCUCAGCGUUCCACUCAUCACCCUUCCGCUCGGCCCUCAUUGUGUCCUACGACUCGGCGGGAAAUGAUGGACACUUCAACGUCUAUGUGGGCUCCUUCGACAAACUGGAAAGGAUUGCACAACUCGACUACAGUUUGGGCCAUGCUUAUAAUGCGUUGGCAUCCUUACUGCCGGAAGUCACGGGCAGACCGAUCGACGAGUUCUUUGCUUGUGACAUGAACUUCAGCGACGAAUUGCUUGCGUCAAAAGAACUUUACUUUGAAAAGAAUCCUUUUGCAACCUUGAGUUGGGCAGGGAAAUUGAUGGGUUAUGCAGCUGUGGCAGCUCCUAGAGAAGACCUGCGUCACUCCGUGCGCUUCUUCAUUGAGGCUUCCAAUGCUUGGAUUGGAGUUGGAAGCUAUGCUCAGAAGUAUCCCCCUGCUCUAGUCAAAGCAGCCUGUGAAUCUGCAGAAAGCCAACGUGAAUUGGCAGCGACCAUCCAGUCUGAAUUCGAAGCUUUUGUGCAUGCGCGUGUAGGCGCACUUCUCCAGCACAUUGGUCAUGGGCAGGUUGAAGGUCUUGUGCUGACCGGAGGCUGUGCCCUCAAUGUUCUGGCCAAUCAGCGCAUCUAUGACACCUUCACUGCAGACACGGCGGCACCACUGGGCUUUUACGUGCCUCCGGUACCCAAUGACAGUGGUCUCAGCCUGGGAGCUUUAUGGUCCAUUGCACCUCCAAGAGUUCGCCAGCCUCUGCAAUAUUUGGGCUUUCCCUUGUGGGACGAGGCGCUGGUGCUUCGACACGCCCGGCAGCGAGGGGCCCAACGGCUCUCCAAGCUCGGAGGCAUCGAAUACUUGGCCGAGCUCCUGGCGGGCGGCGAGGUCUGGCGAAGGCAGCGGAACCACACUGCUGACAAGCCCAUUGUGGCAGUCGUCCGAGGUCGUCAGGAGUUUGGCCCCCGGGCCUUGGGCCAUCGUUCCCUCCUGGCAGUUCCAGACGGCGACAUGAAGAAGCGCAUGAACCGCCUCAAAGCGAGGCAAUGGUAUCGUCCUGUUGCACCCAUGAUCGCGGAGGAAGCGCUGAAUCAAGUGUUUGGACGAGAUGUUCGAUCACCCUUCAUGACCAUGGCACCCAGGGUUCGCCCUGAGAUUCAGAAGAGCUUCCCAUCACUGGUCCACUUGGAUGGCACUGCUCGACAUCAAUCCGUCAGCCAAUUUGACGAAGCCUGGAUCCAUGCCUUGCUUUUGGCUGUGGGACGCCACACGGGAUUGGCAGCAUUGAUCAACACCAGCUUCAAUACAAAGGGGAAGCCCAUUGUCAACACGGUGAAGGAAAGUCUUCGGAUGCUUGACGAGUUGCCCGACUUGGACUUUUUGAUUGUCGAAGACUGGCUCUUCCGCAAGCGCCGAUUUCUGGAGAAGCGGAAUGUGGCCGAUGCAGCUGCUUCUGGCACCAGUAAAUGA
This is a messenger RNA of Durusdinium trenchii, 2130 nucleotides long. The record is from the annotation of a GenBank genome assembly. NCBI's taxonomy places the organism in Eukaryota, Dinophyceae, Suessiales, Symbiodiniaceae.